AAAAGCCGGGCAGAGGAAUCGCGGACGAGCGCAGCGCACGCUGUUGUUCCUCUUCUGUCCUCAUUGUAUAUUAACUACAAAGUGGAGCUGUUGGUUUCAACCAUCAUUUAUUUAUUUAUUUGAAAUUCCUAAAUUGUCUAUUUCGUGUGGAACGUUGUGUUUUUGGUUAAAUUUGUUAAAUUAAUACCACGAGAAUGUCCGACCAGGAGAACGGCGCGGACAAGCGGGAAGAAAAGCCCGAACUUGAAGCCGGGGCAGCAGAGGAUGAUGCGUCGGACACCGGUCGAGAAGAGACCUCUGAGGCUGGACAGGAGAGUAAAGAGGAAUCCUCUUCAUCUUCUCCGAAAGAGUUUGAGGGGAAGGACUUGUUGCAUGGAUAUGAGGAAAAAGUGGAAACAGAUCGGGGAAACCGGUUCGAAUUCUUGCUGAAACAGACUGAGCUCUUUGCUCACUUUAUUCAGCCUGCUGCUCAAAAGACUCCCACUUCGCCCCUGAAGAUGAAGCCGGGUCGUCCUCGUGUCAAGAAGGAUGAGAAGCAGAAUCUCAUUUCUGUUGCAGACAACCGUCACAGACGAACAGAGCAGGAGGAGGAUGAGGAGUUGUUGAGUGAAAGCAACAAAACCACCAACGUGUGCACACGUUUUGAUGAGUCCCCCUCUUAUGUCAAAACAGGUCAACUCAGGGACUAUCAGAUCCGUGGGUUGAACUGGCUUAUUUCUCUGUACGAGAACGGCAUCAAUGGGAUCCUUGCUGAUGAGAUGGGUCUGGGAAAGACUCUUCAGACCAUUUCGUUGCUGGGUUACAUGAAGCACUACCGCAGCAUUCCAGGGCCUCACAUGGUUCUGGUGCCCAAGUCAACGCUGUACAACUGGAUGAAUGAGUUCAAGCGCUGGGUGCCCUCCCUGAAGGCUGUCUGUCUUAUCGGUGACCGAGAAGAGAGGAACGCCUUCAUUCGUGACAUCUUGUUACCAGGGGAGUGGGAUGUGUGCGUGACCUCUUAUGAGAUGCUCAUCAUUGAGCGUGCUGUGUUCAAGAAAUUCAACUGGAGAUACCUUGUCAUUGAUGAGGCCCACCGAAUCAAGAACGAGAAGUCAAAGCUGUCAGAAAUUGUACGCGAGUUCAAGACCACCAACCGCCUGCUGCUGACAGGAACCCCACUCCAGAACAACCUUCAUGAGCUGUGGGCUCUGCUGAACUUCCUACUGCCUGAUGUCUUCAACUCCUCUGAGGACUUUGAUUCCUGGUUUGACACAAACAACUGCCUUGGAGACACGAAGCUUGUGGAACGUCUACACACUGUAUUGCGCCCCUUCCUGCUGCGUCGUAUCAAAGCUGAUGUGGAGAAGUCCUUGUUGCCCAAGAAAGAGAUCAAGAUGUACGUGGGUCUCAGCAAAAUGCAGAGAGAAUGGUACACCAAGAUCUUGAUGAAGGACAUUGACAUCCUCAACUCGUCGGGCAAGACGGAUAAGAUGCGUCUGCUGAAUAUCCUGAUGCAGCUGAGGAAGUGCUGUAACCACCCCUACCUGUUUGACGGUGCUGAGCCUGGCCCCCCGUACACCACAGACCUGCAUCUGGUGGUCAACAGCGGCAAGAUGGCCGUGCUGGAUAAGCUGCUGCCCAAGAUGAAGGCUCAAGGGUCUCGGGUGCUCAUCUUCAGCCAGAUGACCAGGGUGCUGGACAUCCUGGAAGACUACUGCAUGUGGCGUAACUAUGGUUACUGCCGUCUAGACGGACAAACUCCUCAUGAAGAGAGACAGAUCUCCAUCAAUGCAUACAACGAGCCCAACAGCUCCAAGUUCAUCUUCAUGCUGAGUACCAGGGCUGGAGGCCUGGGCAUCAACCUUGCCACUGCUGAUGUUGUCGUCAUCUAUGACUCUGACUGGAACCCUCAGGUUGACCUCCAAGCCAUGGACCGUGCUCACCGAAUUGGCCAGAAGAAGCAGGUGCGCGUGUUCCGGUUCAUCACUGAGAACACUGUUGAAGAACGCAUUGUGGAAAGAGCAGAGAUGAAGCUGCGCUUGGAUUCCAUCGUCAUUCAACAAGGUCGGCUGGUGGACCCAAGCGCAAACAAGCUUGGCAAGGACGAAAUGCUGUCUAUAAUUAGGCAUGGUGCCACACACGUCUUCGCGUCCAAGGAGAGUGAGAUCACUGACGAUGACAUUGAUGAGAUUCUGGAGAGAGGCCAGAAGAAGACGGAGGAGAUGGCUGAUAAGAUGGGUAAACUUGAGGAAAGUUCCCUGCGUAACUUCACCAUGGAAGCAGAAAACAGUGUCUACAACUUCGAAGGCGAGGAUUACAGAGAGAAGAAAAAGGUCCUCACAAACUGGAUUGAACCCCCCAAGCGAGAGCGCAAAGCUAACUAUGCAGUGGAUGCAUACUUCAGGGAGGCGUUGCGCGUCAGUGAGCCCAAAGCGCCCAAGGCUCCCAGACCUCCUAAGCAGCCAAAUGUUCAAGACUUUCAGUUCUUCCCUCCGAGACUGUUUGAGUUACUGGAAAAAGAAAUCCUUUAUUACAGGAAAACCAUUGGUUACAAGGUUCCACGCAACCCAGAUCAGCCAAACGCGGCCCAUGCACAGAAGGAGGAGCAAGCCAAGAUUGAUGAAGCCGAACCACUGAAUGAGGAGGAACUUGAGGAGAAGGAGAACCUUCUCACGCAGGGAUUUACCAUUUGGAACAAACGGGAUUUCAAUCAGUUCAUCAAGGCCAAUGAGAAAUGGGGACGAGAUGACCUUGAGAACAUUGCCCGUGAAGUUGAGGGUAAAACGCCAGAGGAGGUCAUGGAAUACUCUGCUGUGUUUUGGGAACGAUGCAAUGAACUUCAGGAUAUCGAGAAGAUUAUGGCUCAAAUUGAGAGGGGUGAGGCCAGGAUCCAGAGGAGGAUCAGCAUAAAGAAAGCACUUGACUCAAAGAUUGGUCGCUACAAGGCUCCGUUCCAUCAGCUGCGGAUAUCUUAUGGCACCAACAAGGGAAAGAACUACACUGAAGAGGAGGACCGCUUCCUCAUCUGCAUGCUGCACAAGUUGGGCUUUGACAAGGAGAGCGUUUACGAUGAGCUGCGCCAGUGCAUUCGUAACUCCCCACAAUUCCGCUUUGAUUGGUUCCUCAAGUCCCGUACUGCAAUGGAACUACAGAGGAGGUGUAACACACUAAUUACAUUAAUUGAGCGAGAGAACAUGGAACUGGAAGAGAGGGAGAAAGCGGAGAGGAAGAAGAAAGGACCACGUACAUCAUCGGCUCAAAAGCGCAAGUCUGAGGGUACCGCAGAUGGCCGUGGACGCAAGAAGAAGCUGAAGUUGUGAGCAAUGCAAUGCAACAGGGAUCACUGAACAGUGGGGUGGACUGGGAAGCUAACUCCAAGCAUACCUCCAAACGACAGCGGGGCCAAAAGCAAGCGGCGGAGAUGUGUGUGUGUGUGUGUGUGUGUACUCUUUACGGGUUCCUGCUCACGUACUGUACCAGACUGUAUUACCCAAACUUGUUUCACAAGAGUAGAAUGUUGCUGUCGCCGGUAGAGAGUAGUGUUGGGAUUGGUCGCCUUUUAGUCUUGUAAGCCCCUUUCUACAGACUUCUUUGAUGUCUGAGUUGUUUGAUGUCUGAUGUUUAUAUAUAUAUAUCCCUCACCUUUACUCCUUAAAUAGUGAUUUUGUGAGGUAGGCAAAUAGGUGACUUUAAGCCCGGAUGAUGUGUAUGGCAUUCCAAUUCUUGUAUUAAUAUUAAUUGCAUAUUCUUCAUCUUCAUCCUCAAUGUUUUUAUUGUACCUACCUACUUGAGUAGUGAAACCGCCUCCAAUAAAGACACCUUUUUUUUU
Molecule: messenger RNA, 3808 nt
Organism: Engraulis encrasicolus (European anchovy)
Lineage: Eukaryota; Metazoa; Chordata; Actinopteri; Clupeiformes; Engraulidae
Gene: smarca5
Product: SWI/SNF related, matrix associated, actin dependent regulator of chromatin, subfamily a, member 5
Exons: 24
Coding region: 195-3299 (1034 amino acids)
Biological process (GO): nucleosome organization; regulation of transcription by RNA polymerase II
Cellular component (GO): chromatin; nucleus
Molecular function (GO): histone binding; ATP binding; ATP-dependent chromatin remodeler activity
Source: RefSeq, a predicted model, not a curated record